This is a messenger RNA of Nicotiana tabacum (common tobacco), 519 nucleotides long. RefSeq lists its product as uncharacterized. Gene Ontology annotation, molecular function: catalytic activity. NCBI's taxonomy places the organism in Eukaryota, Viridiplantae, Streptophyta, Magnoliopsida, Solanales, Solanaceae. The record is from RefSeq and is a predicted model, not a curated record.
AUGCUCAACUAUCACAAGUCAUCUAUAGUUGCAUUGCUAGAAACACACAUGCAAGAUCAUGCAUACCUUAAAGAUGAGUUUGGCUUCUCCAACUUGGCGCAGUCACCUGCCCAAGGAAUCUCUGGAGGAAUUGCACUACUGUGGAAGGAGAAGGACAUUAAACUUGAACAAGUGGCAGUUACCAAUCAAGAGAUUCACUCCAUUGUCCAGGUACAUCCUAAUACUAGCACUUGGUUACUAUCUAUUGUUUAUGCGAAAAAUGACCUCCAUGCACGUUCUAUACUGUGGGAUAAUCUUCGUUCUAUAUAUGAUCAAAUUAAAUUGCCUUGGUUAAUCGGAGGGGAUUUUAAUGAAAUUACUGCCUCUAAUGAAAAAUAUGGAGGCCUUAGUAUUAAUAAUAAUCGUACUGACCAUUUUAUAAAAUGUAUUAACUAUUGUAAUCUUGUGGACCUUGGUUAUACGGGUAGUAAGUACACUUGGUCGAAUAAUCAACGAUUAGCUAAUAGAAUACUUGAAUGA